AUGAAGAAUAUUUUUGUAUUGGCCAGUGCCUUGUUGGUCCUGGCAGCUAGUGUAAAUGCCGCCAGCUUGAGCCAAAGUGCACGCGCCGCCGAUAAUGCCCUAUACAGUCGUUUCUUGUGCCGCAAUAGACCGAAUGGCUUCAAGACAAUGGUGCCUGGCAGUUGCACCAGCUACUAUACGUGUUAUAACGGUGCAAGCCUACAAAUCGAUUGCCCUUACUACUAUGAUGGUGUGAAAAAUAUGUGCGUCGAUCAAAAUCCAGGUUGUGUUGAAGAUCUGGCUGAAGUUGCGACCGCACCGAAAGCUAUUGGUGCAGCACCAUGUGAUGGUGUUGUUAAGGGUUACGUUGUUGGUGAAAAUCAGGCGCAAUGGUAUCAGUGUCUAAAUAGUGCUGUGGUAAAUUCUGGCGUUUGCCCAAGUGGACAGGAAUAUAAUUUGGUAUUACUGCAAUGUGAUGUUAAAUCGUCAUGUGGUGGAGCUGAUCAACCAUCAUGCAGUGGAAAUGAUGCAACUACUCCUGCGCCAGCAACUGAAGCUCCAACAACAUGCGCGCCACUAACUGAUGCUCCAACCACCCCCGCACCAACUCCAUGCGCGCCAACAACUACGACAACAACACCUGUACCCCCAACAACAACUACAACCACAUGCGCACCAACAACAACUACAACUACUCGCGCACCAACAACAACUACUACAACUACUUGCGCACCAACAACAACUACAACUACUCGUGCACCAACAACUACUACAACCACAUGCGCACCAACAACAACUACAACUACUCCUGCACCAACAACAACUACAACAACUACUUGCGCACCAACAACAACUACAACUACUCCUGCACCAACAACAACUACAACAACAACUUGCGCGCCAACAACCACUACAACUACUCGUGCACCAACAACUACCACAACUACUUGCGCACCAACAACAACUACAACUACUUGCGCACCAACAACUACCAUAACAACGUGCACACCAACAGCAACACCAACAGUAACACCAAAGUGCACACCAAUUGUAACACCAACAGUAACCCCAACAGUUACACCAACAGUAACCCCAACGUGCACACCAACUGUUACACCAACGGUAACCCCAACUGUAACACCAACAGUAACACCAACAGUAACACCAACUGUAACACCAACGGUAACACCAACAGUAACACCAACUGUAACCCCAACGUGCACACCAACUGUAACACCAACAGUAACACCAACUGUAACCCCAACGUGCACACCAACUGUAACACCAACAGUAACCCCAACAGCAACACCAACAGUAACACCAACAGUAACCCCAACAGUAACACCAACAGUAACACCAACUGUAACCCCAACAGUAACACCUACGUGCACACCAACUGUAACACCAACGGUAACACCAACUGUAACACCAACAGUAACCCCAACAGUUACACCAACUGUAACCCCAACGUGCACACCAACUGUAACACCAACUGUAACACCAACUGUAACACCAACAGUAACACCAACAGUAACACCAACAGUAACACCAACAGUAACCCCAACGUGCACACCAACGGUAACACCAACAGUAACCCCAACAGUAACCCCAACAGUAACACCAACAGUAACACCAACUGUAACCCCAACAGUAACACCUACGUGCACACCAACUGUAACACCAACAGUAACCCCAACAGUAACACCAACAGUAACACCAACAGUAACACCAACUGUAACCCCAACAGUAACACCUACGUGCACACCAACUGUAACACCAACAGUAACCCCAACAGUAACACCAACAGUAACACCAACUGUAACCCCAACAGUAACACCUACGUGCACACCAACUGUAACACCAACGGUAACACCAACAGUAACACCAACAGUAACACCAACGGUAACACCAACAGUAACCCCAACAGUUACACCAACAGUAACCCCAACGUGCACACCAACUGUAACACCAACUAUAACCCCAACAGUAACACCAACUGUAACACCAACAGUAACACCAACAGUAACACCAACAGUAACACCAACGGUAACCCCAACAGUAACACCGAAGUGCACACCAACUAUAACCCCAACAGUAACACCAACUGUAACACCAACAGUAACCCCAACAGUUACACCAACAGUAACCCCAACGUGCACACCAACGGUAACACCAACAGUAACACAACAGUCCCCAACAGUAACCCCAACAGUAACCCCAACAGUAACCCCAACGGUAACACCGAAGUGCACACCAACUAUAACCCCAACAGUAACACCAACUGUAACACCAACAGUAACACCAACAGUAACACCAACGGUAACCCCAACAGUAACACCGAAGUGCACACCAACUAUAACCCCAACAGUAACACCAACAGUAACACCAACGGUAACCCCAACAGUAACACCGAAGUGCACACCAACUAUAACCCCAACAGUAACACCAACUGUAACACCAACAGUUACACCAACAGUAACCCCAACGUGCACACCAACUGUAACACCAACGGUAACACCAACAGUAACACCAACAGUAACACCAACGGUAACCCCAACAGUAACACCGAAGUGCACACCAACUAUAACCCCAACAGUAACACCAACUGUAACACCAACAGUAACCCCAACAGUUACACCAACAGUAACCCCAACGUGCACACCAACUGUAACACCAACUGUAACACCAACAGUGACACCAACAGUAACACCAACAGUAACCCCAACGUGCACACCAACGGUAACACCAACAGUAACCCCAACAGUAACCCCAACAGUAACCCCAACAGUAACCCCAACAGUAACCCCAACGGUAACCCCAACGGUAACCCCAACGGUAACCCCAACAGUAACACCGACACCAUGUUCCACAACGACAGUUAAGCCACCGUGCACACGAACAACACCACCAUGCACAACAACUCCAUGCCCAACAAUUACUACACCAUGCCCGCAAAGCUCUCUGUAUAUAAACAACCACGAAAUCCCAAGCGAAACAUUACAGUCCAACGUAUAUGUGCGACCAUAUCAGCAAUCGGUCCGACCCAUAUCUGUCUUACCACCGCAAUCUCAUCAAUCUAAUAUGGAUUUAUACAUAAAAUACGUGUGUCAAGGCAAACCAACCGGUUUUAUGCUACCCUCAUUGAGGAGCUGCAACGAAUACUACAUUUGCCGUAACGGUCUUGCACUGAAAGUCAGUUGUGGCAGCGCCUAUUUCAACGCCAUGAAGGGACAAUGCGAUUUGCCGGAGAAUAGCGGUUGCAUACAACCAUAUCAGCGAUUAUAUUGAAAUUUGACACUUUGACUUUGAACUAUAAAUGCCAAUUCAUUUAUGAUAAAGGGAGAAACGAAAAGAUAAC
Molecule: messenger RNA, 3337 nt
Organism: Bactrocera neohumeralis
Lineage: Eukaryota; Metazoa; Arthropoda; Insecta; Diptera; Tephritidae
Product: mucin-2-like
Cellular component (GO): extracellular region
Molecular function (GO): chitin binding
Source: RefSeq, a predicted model, not a curated record